AUGGCAGAUAGUGGGAAUAUCGGCUCGGUGCGAACACUGAAGCGCAAGAAUGUCAAAGGUCUUGCCCUAGCUGCGCCCGCCCCGCGAGCAGUUCAACCCUCCGAAAGCGACCUGCAGAUUCCCGGCGGUAACGGCCUCGAAAAUACUCGGCAGACUGCCCAGCUGGAGAUUGGAAUAGAGUACAAACUAGACUUGAAGAGAGAGGAUCUUGAAGUGCUGAAAGACCUCGGUCAUGGAAAUGGAGGAACCGUCAGCAAAGUUCGACACCUGGCAACCAACACCAUUAUGGCAAGAAAGGUCAUCCAUGUCGAAGCCAAAACAGAAAUGCGUCGUCGAAUUGUCCGGGAGCUCCAAAUUAUGCACGAUACUAAUUCAGACUACAUCGUGAAUUUUUAUGGCGCAUUUCUGAGUGAAAAUAGCGAUGUUAUUAUGUGCAUGGAAUACAUGGAUGUUGGUUCCUUGGAUAGUAUCUCGAAGCACUUUGGGCCGGUACGAGUCGAUGUCCUAGGGAAAAUUUCCGAGGCCACGCUUGCUGGCCUCACCUAUCUUUACACCAAGCAUCAUAUCAUGCAUCGAGACAUAAAGCCUUCGAAUAUCCUGGUAAACUCAAAAGGACAAAUAAAACUCUGUGAUUUCGGAGUCUCAGGGGAGCUAGUGAACUCGGUCGCAGACACUUUCGUGGGAACAUCGACAUAUAUGGCUCCCGAGAGAAUCCAAGGCCAGAAAUAUACAGUCAAAUCUGAUGUCUGGAGUUUUGGUCUCUCCAUCAUGGAAUUGGCCAUUGGCAAAUUCCCAUUCGAUGCGAGCGAGCACCUGUCUGAUGGGGAUGGUGCACCAUCAGGUAUCCUUGAUCUUUUGCAGCAGAUUGUCUAUGAGCCGGCGCCCAGACUUCCUAAGAGUGAUGCUUUCCCUUCAAUCCUUGAAGAUAUGAUUCAGAAAUGCAUGGCAAAAACGCCGGAAGAACGACCAACUCCAGCAGAACUCUACGAGCGAGAACCUUUUGUGCAGGCUGCAAAACGAACACCUGUAGACCUCAGGGAGUGGGCAGUGAGUCUCAUGGAAAGAGAUAACCGCAAAUCUCAUCUGGCCCCCCAACUCUCACCCUCUACCCAGCAACUCCUACGAUCCAGCGACUCCCCGACAGGCGCACCAGAUUCAUCAAAAUCAGCUGAAUAUUCACUCCCAACACCCACAUCGGGCGAUAUCCCAAUUGGUGGUGCGGAUGUCCGCUCUGCAAUAACGUCGCCCCAAUACGCUGAUCACGGCCGCUCUCCCACCAAGAAUGGAUCCAUGAGUCUCGGUCGUGCAUCAGGAGCAUCUGCACAUCCUGGCCACCCCCCUAGAGUUUCUACCACAAAUUCCGUGCCAAGAGUCACGACUCUUAACGGUCCUGACCAUAACACCGUCACGGGGCCGUCGAGUGCCAAUGCUGCGACAUUCAACACAACUACCCUCCCAAUGCGGCCUGCGCCACCCGCCGGACCCUUACCGCCACCACCCGUGCCGAAGAAGGAAAAUAGCGAUAUCGACGUUCGGAAGGAAAGCAGGCGACAAGCCACCUUCGGCAAUGGCUUGUAUGGGUCAGGAUACCCAAGCAAUGGGACAGGUGGUUACUAA
Venustampulla echinocandica is the source of this 1617-nucleotide messenger RNA. Its product is annotated as putative dual specificity mitogen-activated protein kinase kinase 1. Bases 1 to 1617 code for a protein of 538 amino acids. The record is from RefSeq and is a predicted model, not a curated record. Lineage: Eukaryota; Fungi; Ascomycota; Leotiomycetes; Helotiales; Pleuroascaceae. Gene Ontology annotation, biological process: protein phosphorylation. The transcript is spliced from 4 exons. Gene Ontology annotation, molecular function: protein kinase activity; ATP binding.